AUGGAAAACAUUUCAAUCUUUGAUCAAGCCAGAGCUUCAGGUGACCAAAGUAUGGGAAAUUUCCAAAAUUAUUGUAAUGCUCCAGCUCAGGAGAAUAACCUUUUGACAUUGAGUCAAAUUUCAUCCAAGGCAUCUGAGAUACCCUUCCAAAACACGAUAUAUCAAUCUAUAUUCAACGGCAAGCAAUCAGAUGUCAAAAAAGGCCUCAAUAUGCAAGAAAAUAAACCUCCCAAAGAUGGAAAUCCCAAUGAAAAAAUAAAAAAUGUUUCACCAAAAAGAUCAAAAAAGGGAGAGCAAAGACAAAGCUUGGCAACCCCUUGUCUUGAGACUGAGCCAGAGAAAAAUGGAAUUGAAGAGACAAAUUUAACACAAGAUUAUUAUUUCUCAGGUAGAAACAGCAGAACUAUACCAAAUACUCUGUUGAGAAAAACCAGUGAGCAGAAAUCUGUGAAGGGAAAUCAUUUGGUUUCAAAAGAAGACCUCACUCCUGCAGACAGGAAAGCAGCAUUACUAGCAAAGGGAAAAUGGAAGGCCCAGGAUGCUACAUUUGGAAAGAAGAACAGAUACUCAAAAGCCAAUCAAUCUCAUGUAGAAUUAAAUAUGGCCAAAGAGAUCCCACAGAAUUCCAAGCCAAAUGUAGGCAUUUUGCCUAAUCAGAAGGAACAACCCUCAGAGUUGAAUAUUGGAGCCCCAUUCCAGAAAUCAGAAAGGGAAGGAAUCCAGACUGGACUCAAUAACAUUUACCAGAAACAAGAGAUUGAAAGCAAUGAAGGUCGAACGCUCUAA
Messenger RNA from Puccinia graminis f. sp. tritici CRL 75-36-700-3, 786 nucleotides. RefSeq lists its product as uncharacterized. The record is from RefSeq and is a predicted model, not a curated record. The transcript has 2 exons. Lineage: Eukaryota; Fungi; Basidiomycota; Pucciniomycetes; Pucciniales; Pucciniaceae. The coding region runs from base 1 to 786 and encodes 261 amino acids.